Molecule: messenger RNA, 1635 nt
Organism: Saprolegnia parasitica CBS 223.65
Lineage: Eukaryota; Oomycota; Saprolegniomycetes; Saprolegniales; Saprolegniaceae
Exons: 4
Coding region: 1-1635 (544 amino acids)
Cellular component (GO): cytoplasm; ribonucleoprotein complex; nucleus
Molecular function (GO): ATP binding; RNA binding; RNA helicase activity
Source: RefSeq, a predicted model, not a curated record
AUGUACGGCAGCGACAACUACAGCAGCGGGCGCAGCUACGGUGGCUCGGACCGCUACGGCGACUCGUCCUCGCGCCGCGAGAGCUCGUACAGCAGCCGUGGAGGCAGCUCCAGCUAUGGUGGCGGUGGCAGCUACGGCGGUGGCAGCUCCAGCUACGGCGGUGGCAGCUCUAGCUACGGCGGUGGCAGCUACGGCGGUGGCGGUGGCUUUGGCGGCGGCGGCAGCUACGGCUCGGGCGACCUCGGCUCGAACCUGAACACGAACAUCCAGUGGGAUCUCUCGAAGCUGCCCGUGUUUGAGAAGAACUUCUACUACGAGCACCCGAACGUCGGCGCCCGAUCCGAGUCGGAGCUCGAGGAGUGGCGCCGCAAGCACCAAGUCACAGUGAACGGCAAGGGUGUCCCGAAGCAGGUCAUGUCGUUCGAAGAAGCGUCGUUCCCCCAGUACGUCCUCGACGAAGUUGUUCGCCUCGGUUUCCCGGCGCCGACGCCGAUUCAGAGCCAGGGCUGGCCCAUGGCCUUGUCCGGUCGUGACAUGGUCGGUAUCUCGGCCACGGGCUCGGGUAAGACGCUUGCCUUCUUGCUGCCCGCCAUCGUCCACAUCAACGCUCAACCUUACUUGCAGCCUGGUGACGGCCCGAUUGUGCUCGUCAUUGCGCCGACGCGCGAGCUCGCCGUGCAGAUCCAACAGGAAUGCAACAAGUUUGGCGCCAGCUCCAAGAUCAAGAACACGUGCGUCUAUGGCGGUGUGCCCAAGCGCCAGCAGUGCGACGACCUCGCGCGCGGUGUCGAGAUUUGCAUUUGCACGCCCGGUCGCAUGAUUGAUUUGCUUGGCCAGAACAAGACCAACCUGCGCCGCGUCACGUACCUUGUGCUCGACGAAGCCGACCGCAUGCUCGACAUGGGUUUCGAGCCGCAGCUUCGCAAGAUUGUCAGCCAGAUCCGCCCGGAUCGCCAGACGCUCAUGUGGUCGGCGACGUGGCCGAAGGAGAUUGUGACGCUCGCCCAUGACUUCUUGCACGACUUUAUCCAAGUCACCGUCGGUUCGCUCGAGCUCACGGCCAACAAGAACAUCACGCAGAUCGUCAAGGUCAUGUCGGACCACGAGAAGUAUGGCGCCUUGUCGGACCUGCUCAAGGACAUUGCGGACGGCGGCAAGAUCAUCGUCUUUUGUGAAACCAAGCGCGGCGCCGACGAGCUCACGCGCAACUUGCGCGCCACGCGCUUCGUGACGCGUGCGAUCCACGGCGACAAGUCGCAGGAGGAGCGCGAUUGGGUGCUCAAGGAGUUCAAGGCCGGCAAGGCGCAGAUCCUCGUGGCCACGGACGUGGCUUCGCGCGGCUUGGACAUCAAGGACAUUCGCUAUGUCAUCAACUUUGACAUGCCCAAGAACAUUGAAGACUACAUCCACCGCAUUGGUCGUACGGCCCGCGCCGGCCAGAAGGGCACGGCGGUCUCGUACGUGACGGCCGACAAUGGCAAGAUGGUGCAGGACCUCAUCAAGAUUCUGCGCGAGGCGGGCCAGGAAGUGCCGCGCGAGCUCGAGGGCAUUAGCUCGUUUGGCGGCGGCGGCGGCUUCCGCGGUGGUCGUGGCGGCGGCCGUGGUGGCGGCCGCGGCUUCGGCAACCGCUGGUAA